Molecule: messenger RNA, 1062 nt
Organism: Clavispora lusitaniae ATCC 42720
Lineage: Eukaryota; Fungi; Ascomycota; Pichiomycetes; Serinales; Metschnikowiaceae
Gene: TIM21
Product: Tim21p
Biological process (GO): protein import into mitochondrial matrix
Cellular component (GO): TIM23 mitochondrial import inner membrane translocase complex
Source: RefSeq, a predicted model, not a curated record
AUGCUUUCCCAUAAGUUGUUGCACAUGCGAAUCUCAAUCGCAACCUAUCAGCUUAAUCUGAUUAAUAUAAUAAGCUUCAAUUUCGUUCACAUCUCUACCACAUAUAAUUGGAAGCAUAAUAAUGCAGCACUUCCUAUGAGCAAGUCAUGUUCAUUUUUAUAUGUGUCGUCUAUAUUCUGGCAAAGUAUGGUCUUGCGUAUAGGUGGUAAAAAUUUGUCAGGCGCCUCCAAACGCGGAGAACUACGAGCUAAGUUCGUAUUCCUUAUCACCAUGUUGGCGUUCAGAUCUCUUCGGAAUGUUCUCCAUGUCAAUAAACGCCAGACGGAAUUGCUUUCAAGAAAGUCGAUAAAACCUGUCUUCAUAUACCCCAUGAGGCCAUUUUCAUUGUUAAACUUCCCAACAUCUAUUCCACCAACAUCUAAGCCAGUGUCUUUGAUGAACUUUUCCAGAUAUUCUACAAAAACAGCUCCCCCUCCCCCACCUCCGCCACCAGCAGACAAGAAUGCACGUGGAAAGGCCAUUCUCAAUCGCAUUUCAAGGAUCUUCACUUUUUCCAUUUCUUCUAUUUUAGUCGUCGGAGCGCUAGGCGUCGCUGGUUUGGUCGUUUAUUUGAUUCUUUCUGAAUUGUUCUUGCCUUCAGGUGAUACCAAAACGUUUAACAAGGCAGUCAAACUUAUUGAACUGAAUGAACAAGCUCAGAAGGCUUUGAACUUUAACCCAGGUGAGCGGCUUCGGGCUUACGGUGAAGUUCCAGGUGACAAAUGGGUCAGAAACAGACCUGUCCAAAGUGUGAGAAAGAAGGGAGCCGAUGGCAAAGAUCACUUGCUCAUGCGUUUUCACGUUGAAUCCAAUAGUGGAAAGCAUGCAAGCGUUGUUUUGGAGCAAAUUGAUACGUCGUUUUGGUCUUCAGAAUUCGCAUACAUUGCUUUGGAAUUACCUUCAAAACACAGAAUGUACAUUGUGGAACCUAAAUUUUCACCAAAUGAAUACGUUCCUAGAAGCUCUGGUUUAGGUAAAAGCAACGGUUUCUUAGGUCUCAAGUGGGGUCCUAAAAAGGACUAA